AUGUCUCGUAUAUUUUCCCAAAAAUGUUUUCCACAUCAUUUUGAAAGUAAAGAUACUUUUCACUUCGAAAAUUUUCAAACAUUUUCAGAAUUAAACCCACCCAUGGUCUUGAAGAUUGAAGUCUCUCCUCUACGAUGAUUCCUUAAAAUUCUUCUUUUAAAGGUGCUGCUGAAAUAUUGACAAUUCUUCGUCGACUUUUCUUUUUACUCGUUGCAGUAAGAUAAUAGAGUAAAGAAAGAUAUUCAGCGAGUUUCUGGUCAAUUUAAUGUCGUCGUCGAUGUUUAAAAUUUCUUGAUAAUUACGAAUUACGAAUUUCACACGCAGGCGUGAAAUAAACGAGAAUUCCUCGCGUUUGCAGUCACCGGAUUCGCCAACCGAGCCGCAGGAGCCUAUUCGCAGGAUAACUUCGAGCUACCCGAACGACUCGAGGUCUCCGUUCUACGAUCCUUCCGGCCUAGAUAUGAAACCGCUGGCCAGGCUUUACUUAAACCGGCAGAGGCUUUACGAGAAAGCCUGCGAGAAUACACCAGAAGACGCGGCAUCAUCCUCAGGCAUGGAUACCUAACAGAGCGUGCAAAAUGACACCGUGGGGUAGUUGGAGCGCGUGUUCGACGGCGUGUGGUCGUGGCAAUCAGCUCAGACAAAGACAUUACGAGGACACCGCGGCUGCAACUGAGAACAAAUGCAAUGUCUCAUUAAGCGAUAAGCGUCCAUGUCACGGACAUCAGUGCAACGGUGAGCGAAAGCCAGAAAAAGGAUGCAGCGAGUCGGAGGUACUGCGCGAAUGGAGCGAGUGGAGCCAGUGCACGACGACCUGCGGCCCCGGGAUCAGCACCAGAACAAGAUCUUUCAAGUAUAAGAAGCACAAACACUGCAGAUCCUCCUAUAGCAAAGAGCAACUUCAACAAACACGCGACUGCGAGAAUCCGGAGUGCGAUGAAACGAAUGGGGAAGAGGUAAGCGAGUCGCCUGACCAAAAGGACGAGAAUGAUAACGAUGAGGACAAUGGUAACAGAGAAGAUUACGAGGAGGACGAACCGGCGUCAGAUGGGGUCGAGGAAUGGUCGCAAAAGUGCGUCGAAGAGCGUUACAUGCAAUGGUCCCUGUGGUCACCGUGCAGUUCUAGCUGUGGUAGCGGUACCCAAACAAGAUUUAGGAUGACCCAUGAGGAUUGGCAUCAUGAUGACGUGGAUCCCACAGAGUGCAAGCACGAAGCAGUUCCUUGUCAAGCCAAAAUUGCAACGUGUAAUUUCACGAAAGAAGAAGCAGAAGAAUUUUGCAAAAAACCAAAGGAGGAAGGACGAUGCAACAGUAAUAUCAUCCGAUGGUAUUUCGAUAAAGAGAAGGGAUGUAAAUCGUUCAAGUAUUCCGGUUGCGACGGGAAUGAAAAUAAUUUCCCAACCGAGCAAGAUUGCAAGAAAGUUUGCGAUGAUUAUCAAAAGAAAUUGAAAUUUAAAGGCAUCGAAGCAGACAGUCAAAUGAAAUCAUCUUAUAAUGCGGAAGAUGUUGACUGUCAGGUAUCCGAAUGGAGUAGUUGGUCCAAGUGUGCAGGAUGUCGUGGAUAUAAAAAUAGUACAAGAGAAAUCAAGUUUCAGUUGACUGUAAAAUGACACAGUGGUCUAAAUGGUCACAUUGUACAGCCACUUGUGGGGAAGCAUCACAGCAUAGAACAAGAAUAGUCAAAGUUCAACCCCUUGGUCUAAAAAGUAAACUUUGCCCUUCUUUGAUAGAGUACAGAAAAUGUCAUACAAGGAGAUGUCCAUAAUAAGAUGUCCAUCCAUAUCUUUUACAUAUCCAUUUUUUAUUUUACUUCCUUGUCUUUAAUAUAUUUAAAUUUGAAAUUUUAUUUAUGUAUUUUAUUUAUGUAUCAUUAAAUCAAGCACAGUAAUGAUUUAGCGUGAAAUACAAUAGAAUUUUACAAUUAUACAUGAUAAAGAUGAUUAUAAAAUAUUACAAUCUCCUGAAAUGACGUAUUUUCCAAAAAAUUUUCAAAUAUUACAAAUAAAAAAUGACAAUCAGUACCUGUCUAAUUAUAAUACAAUAUACAAUACUAGCUUCGAAGAUGCUUGAUACAUUGAUACAUAAUAUCUUGGUAUUUAAUUUUUUUUCAAUUAUUUUAAUCGUAAAAUUUGAAACUAAGAAAAACAAAAUUAUCUUAAGUUGCAAGAUAUAUCUAAAAUAGUACUAAAUUGAACAUGCAUUGAAAAAACUCUUUUGUUUAUAGAUAAAUAUAGAAUAUUUAUAUUUAUAUGAUAAUUUUUGAAACGAAAUUAAUAUAUACACACGCACAAAUUAUUGUGCUACAUUUUUUAUCUAUUUUUUUGUUUUAAUUCUUUUGAAUUAUUUAAUACUGAAAAACGAUAGAUGUGCAUUAUGAUGGAUUAUGGUAUAUCAAAAUCAACUAUAUAUAUAAGUAAUUAUAAUAUAUAAUUACAUAUAUAUUACAUAUGAAUUUACACGUAAGUAAAUUUUUCAGUCAAAGAGGACUGCAUUCCAAUUAUUUAUAAAAAAUAUAUAAAAUAAAGAAACAGUAUAUGUUUUAUGUAAAGAAAAUAUGCAGUAAAUCUAUAUUUAAAUUAUUACUACAAAAUAUACUGUUUUUCAGAUAUUUUAGAAACUGAAACAAUCUAUGUAUAGUAGCAAUACAUAUAUUUAUCUGUAAGAGUAUUAUUAUGAAAUAUACAUUUGUGGCAUUUAUUAUAUACAAUUUAAGAAAAUAUAGAUCUCAAUUUAAGAUCAAAUUUAUUAAUUAGAAUUAAAUUAUUAAAAUUCUAUAUUUAAGAUGUAAGUAAAAUUAAUUGGACAAAUUUUAUUAACAUGGAAAGAACAUUUAUAAAUAAGACAGUUCUUGUAUGUGUAUGUGUGUGUAUGUACAUAUACAUACCACACACACACACAUACACAC
Molecule: messenger RNA, 2905 nt
Organism: Heterotrigona itama
Lineage: Eukaryota; Metazoa; Arthropoda; Insecta; Hymenoptera; Apidae
Source: the annotation of a GenBank genome assembly